AUUAUCUAUAUCUGUGCCUGUUAAAACUGAGCAAUAAAAAAAAACACCAUGUUUAUGGUUAGAAUUAGGUCAUACAAACAUUUCGAAAUAAUUUAAAAAUACAAGUGAAACAAAUUUGCUACCGAUAUGACAAGAUAUUUUAGCUAGUUUAAUGGGCAAUUCGCAAACAAAGAGCACACAGCAGCGGACCAACAAAUCCACGCAUUCAAACCGUGACGGACAAGCCUUCUCAAGUCAGUUUAGCCUGUCCCAUUUCGUUGGUAACCUCAGUGGGCGCUCGCUGGUCAGCGUUACGAGUAACCAGUCCGUGUACAGCGCAUCGCGGCCUUGGUCUCGCGUUUCACGACGAAGAUGGAAUGAUUCAACACUAACCAAUCCCCUUGAAGCUAGUAAGACAGCCUGGCCGGUUGCGUAUAAAGAAUCCAUAUUCCUACCAGAAUUCCCAAUAUCAUCAGACUUGCUACAAAAAGAUUUUGAAAUAAAAGAGACAAUAGCCAAGGGUGCCUUUGGACAAGUGUACAAAGUAAAUAAAGUUACAGAAGACAAAGAUUAUGCUUUGAAAGUUCUCAGCAAAGCACAGGUGCUCGGUGAUAAUGCAGUAAGGCAGGUGAAAGAAGAAGCGCGUAUUCAAAGUGCCUGUGGACACCAUUCCUUCAUCGCUGGGGCUGUGUCGCGCUGGCAAACUAAGAAAAGACUGUAUAUUGUUUCAGAAUUCAUUCCCUGCGGGGAGCUGUUGGCUUUGCUGGAUCGAUACAAGGUUUUCCCUGAGGAGCUCGUUAAGAUAUUCGUUGCCGAGAUUGCCGUAGCUAUAGAUUUUCUCCACAACGCCGGCGUAAUUUACCGCGACCUUAAACCAGAGAACAUCCUCCUCGACAACAGCUACCACAUCAAGCUCAUCGACUUUGGGCUCUCCAAGUGGGUGUCCAUCGGCUCGCGGACCACCACCCUCUGUGGCACCCUGCAGUAUAUGGCCCCCGAAAUACUGAGCCGAGAGCCUUACGGCCAUGCAGUGGACUGGUGGUCUUUGGGCGUCGUCGCCUGUCGAAUGCUGACUGGUCAAUUUCCAGUGCCUGCGGCCGCGCGCAGAGCAACGACCCAUGCGGGUGACACUGACGAUGAAAACGACGUCACAAAUCGAGAGCAGCCUGUACCGGGCACGUUACCACCAAACGCCGAAUUGUCAAAACCCGCCCGCGGCUUGCUGGUGCGUCUCCUCGAUCGUGACCCUCGAGUUCGCAUGAAGAGCUUGAGACAGCUGGAGCAGUCCGCAUUCUUCAUGGGGUACAAGUUCGACCACGUGAAGGCUAUGAAGGUGACUCCAAGAUCCAUUCUCGAACGUUAUUUUCCGGACGGACCUCCUGAUGGCACUGAAAAAAGAAAAGACGGCAAUCUGCACUUCGAAAACUUUGAAUCGCCUUAAUUUUCCAGAAAGUUAAUGUUAAUUUCUUAAUCAUUCCAUUAAUUAGUGCUUCGAUACCUCAGUGUGAUUCCAAAUGAAGAAUAGUAUUGAAAUAAUACAAUGGUGCCAUAUGUAAAAUUUAUAUAAUUAUAAAUUAAUCAGAAUAGUGUACAUUUAGGUCUAUAAUCCUUCCAAAAUAGUUAUUAGGUAUCUUCUUAUCCUCUUAUUAAUAAAACUUAACAAGCAAAUAAAUAUAAAAAAAGCCUGAAUUAGUAAAUUUAUGUAAUUAUUAACUAUUAUCCCUUUCUUACUGAUACGUAGAUCAAAAUGAAGGAUUAAAACAAACGAUUAAUAGCUAAUUGAGGAUUGGAGAGCGCGUUUAUAUAAAAAUGAUUAUGCCAUUAGUAAAACUGUGGUUAGCACCUCGUUGUGUCCUGUUUCCUGGUACCUAAGUAACUGGGUCCUUAAGUUGUAAUCGGUCACAUUGGGCCAUUAGCAGCUAGCCUUUUAAUAAGAAGUAUACAGCAACUGUAGAUGUAGAUUUAUUUGUAUUUCAUUCAUACAUUUCACCCUUGCACUCUAAUAUUAAUUUUUGUUAUUAGAAAUACGAAUCUCAAUUUUAUAUAGUGCAUUUUUUUAUCAUAUUGUUAAAAAAAUGCAGCAAAAAUCACGGUUAUAUUUCUUUAUCGCACACAUGUAUAGUCAAAGUCCAAGUCCAAGAGUCGCUUGUCAGUGGAGCAUAGGAAGCAGAGAUAAUCAUAUCGUCUUUUCCUUAAUAUUAUCUUAUUAUUAUUAUGCUAGACACUAGUCACGCUAGUGUUACCAAAAAAAAUUAUGAGUAUAUUAUAUAGUAAACACCCCUAUAAUGGAACUGGGCGGCUACCGGGAAAAUCGAAAUUCGUCAAUUGCGGGCAUUUUUCUCUGUCACUCAGGCCCCCAGGCACCUAAUGGGAUGGUAUAGACAAAUCCUGUAAAACAAGUAUUUACUUACCAUCAGUUUUUAAUCGCUGUCAACAUUUUACCAUAAACAAGAGCCAAAGAGCUGUUUAAGUUUGAUUUUUCAUUGAUAUUUCUUAGUUUAUAAAUUAAUUAGUUUAUAAGUUAGAGUUUGUCGUAUCACCUCGUUUUGAGAGCACUCCCCUGACUGCCACAACCGGUAUCGGAAUCCUUGGCGUCGACAUCUCCAGUGAAGUCCAGUUCCGCGACCAUCUAGAGGGUAAGGCUAAAUUAGCCUCAAAAAAGCUCGGUGUGCUCAACAGAUCGAGACAGUAUUUCACACCGGCCCAACGCCUACAGCUUUAUAAGGCGCAGGUGCGCCCUCACAUGGAAUACUGUUCUCAUCUAUGGGCAGGGGCACCCCAGUACCAGCUUCUCCCUCUGGACCGCAUCCAACGAAGAGCGACUCGAAUUGUCGACUGCCAGUGUAUUUCGGAUCGGCUUGACUCCUUGGCGCUGCGUAGAGAUGUGGCCUCGCUCUGCAUUUUCUAUCGCAUGUACAACGGGGAGUGCUCCGAGGAAUUGUUCGGAUUAAUCCCUGCCGCUUUUUUUCGCCAUCGCCCUACGCGACAACAUUUCCAUCCUCACCACUUAGAUGGUUGGCAGUCCUCAACUGUGCGUUUUUACAGGAACUUUCUGCCUCGCACUGCUAAACUGUGGAAUGAACUGUCGCCUGCGGUAUUUUCGGACCGAUACGGCCUUCAAACUUUCAAGAAAAGAGCGUACUCCCAUCUUAAAGGCCGGCAACGCACUUACAACCUCUCUGGUGUUGCAGGUGUCCAUGGGCGGCGGUAAUCGCUUACAUACUUUAGCACAGACACUGUCAGUAUAAAAAGGCGACAAAUUAAAAAAAAUGUAGGCGCGAAGAAAAAAAAAUGAAAUAGAAAAAAAUAGAAAAUUUAAAUUUCGCGCCUUUUUCUACUGACAAGUAGGGUGUAUUUCAGUCUAGUAUAGUUUUUCUACUGUUAUUGACAGCCUGUGUAUCAGACUAUAUCCACUUUUAUUUUCCACCUAUUUUGAGACACAAUGUUCGUCCAGACUAUAAAGGUAAUUUUUAUAUAUUUUAAUAUAUGACAAGAAUAAUACAUAUAUUAUAUGAUAAUUAAAUCUGAACAAAAUAAAUUCGUAAUAUUGGUUAAAA
Messenger RNA from Cydia pomonella (codling moth), 3536 nucleotides. It is a transcript of the gene S6KL, whose product is annotated as serine/threonine-protein kinase S6KL. The record is from RefSeq and is a predicted model, not a curated record. NCBI's taxonomy places the organism in Eukaryota, Metazoa, Arthropoda, Insecta, Lepidoptera, Tortricidae. Bases 152 to 1420 code for a protein of 422 amino acids. Gene Ontology annotation, molecular function: protein serine/threonine kinase activity; ATP binding. The transcript has 10 exons. Gene Ontology annotation, biological process: protein phosphorylation.